AUGCACCAUGACGAUAAAGUGUACGAACACUCUAUGGCCCUAACCUGUGACUGGAACGAGAAACUCAAAGAGGCAAUCCCCAAGAUUAUCGCUGAAGUCUCAGACUAUGCUGGGGUAGAAGCCGAAGCAGAGUUUCUAGGCAUGGGAUCCUUCAAUAUUGUCUACAGGGUAAAGAGGUUUCGAGGUAUUUAUCGUUUCCCAAUCUUCGGAAAGAGCGUUGUCCGUUUCGAAAAGACCAAUGACGAAUGCAUGGUAAUGCAAUACCUUUCUCGAUUCACUACCAUCCCAAUUCCUAGGCUCAUCGCUGCUGAAAGCUGUGACGUGGGGCCGUACCUCGUGAUGGUGAGACCUGAAUUGGGUGAGCAAGGACUCAAGCCCAGCAUUGCCACGACGACUUUAGCUCAAGCCUAUCGUGGGAUGACCAAGAUCUUGAUUGAGCUUUCCAAAUGUCGAUUUGCUCGGAUAGGAGCUGUAGGGCUUGAUGAUUCCAAGCAGUGGUCUGUCACGAAAAGGCCAAUCACGAUUAACAUGAAUCAAAUUGUCUCAUGCGGGAACUAUCCAGUCAAAAACCUCCCCAAACAAUCCUUCUCCACAGCGAACGAAUACUUCACCUGCCUUGCCGAAACCCAUCUAACUCAUCUCAGAAGUCAACGAAACGAUGCGAUUUCUGAUGAGUUGGACGCCCGAAGAAAGUAUGUAUCUCGAUGCUUAUUCUUGAGAAUUGCCAAAAAUUUCUCGACUCAAGAUAACUAUGGGCCUUUCCCGUUAUAUUGCGACGAUUUGCGGCCUUCGAAUGUCCUCGUGGAUGACGCCAUGAGUAUCAUGGGCGUCAUUGACUGGGAAUACUGCUACACUGCUCCUCUGGAAUUCACAUAUUGCUCGCCAUUGGUGGCUCCUUCUGAAGCAUCCAGAUGA
This is a messenger RNA of Exophiala oligosperma, 915 nucleotides long. RefSeq lists its product as uncharacterized. The record is from RefSeq and is a predicted model, not a curated record. Bases 1 to 915 code for a protein of 304 amino acids. NCBI's taxonomy places the organism in Eukaryota, Fungi, Ascomycota, Eurotiomycetes, Chaetothyriales, Herpotrichiellaceae. The transcript is spliced from 2 exons.